AUGGACCCGGAGGAGGCAGCCAAACAAAAGUUGAUGGGAGCGAUCGACCAGGCGCGGGCACUGAACUUCCGGUAUCUCUGGGUGGACAACUGCUGCAUCGACAAGUCCCACAAAACCGAGCUGAACGAGUCACUCUCGAGUAUGGGAGAUUGGUACCAGAAUUCGCAGGUCUGUCUGGUAUACCUUGAUGACUUUGAAGGAACAACUGUUCCUCCGAGCCCUUACCCCUCACAAAGGCCCAGAUGGUCAACCCGUGGUUGGACGCUGCAGGAAAUCGUGAUGAGCCCCCGCGCGGUCUUCUAUAAUAAGCAUUGGAAAUAUAUCAUUCUGCGUCUCCAAAUUCUCGAGGAUUUAGCAUAUCUAUGUAAUGUCAGGUCCAGUAGCCUGAUCUGCUGCGGGAAAAGACCCGAAGUCGCAGCAUCGUUUUUGUUACAAAUUGCAUCCGACCGAGAGACCAGCCGGACCGAGGAUCGGGCGUACUCCUUGAUGGGAUUGCUUGGAGUGCGGAUGACGACCAACUACGGAGAAGGUCGCAAAAUGGCCAUAUCCAGGCUGUUGGAAAGCAUCAUCCGGACCACGGGGGACGUUUCGAUCUUCAAUUGGAACGGGAUACAGAACGGUGCCAUCGGCCCAGGCUCUUCGAUGUUU
Molecule: messenger RNA, 648 nt
Organism: Tricharina praecox
Lineage: Eukaryota; Fungi; Ascomycota; Pezizomycetes; Pezizales; Pyronemataceae
Exons: 3
Source: RefSeq, a predicted model, not a curated record